AUGCAAGUGCUACGAUUGAUCUUCAAGCUCAUAACAUUGUGCGGAUGCUGGCGGCCAGCUUCUUGGGACCCGACGCCCUGGAGAUACAUCUACAACAUGUACGCGAUGUUCUUUUACUCGAUUUUACAACUAGCCUUUUUCGGAGGAGCCCUGGACCUCGCUCUCACUGUUGACAACCGAAACGAUCUCAGCGAGAAUUUGUACAAAACGAUGGCUUUCGGUGUCGAUUGUUAUAAACUGGCCACCAUGCUGGCCAUGAGAGAAAACAUUGGCAUCCUGAUGGACAUCCUUGAAUCGGAGCCGUUCGCACCCGUGGGCGACGAGGAGCUGGAAAUCCGGACGAAGUUUGAUAAAUCGGCCGAGAAGAUCGUAAAAGUCUACAUGACCGCCCUGGUGGUGUGGUCAGUGUGGACGGUGCUAGGAACGCUGCUGAUGAAUUUUACGAGCAGGAAGUUGCUGUACCGCGUCUGGCUGCCGUUCGAGUAUACCUCAGCAACAAUAUACUCUCUGGUCUACCUGCACCACGCGCUCGCAACCCUGUUUUGCGUCACAGCGGCGGUCGCAUACGACGGCCUGUUCGCCGGGCUGCUGGUACACAUAUACUCUCAGUUCGAGAUACUCCGGUACCGUCUGCGAAACGUUCACAGGAGCGAGAUCAAUUCGGUGAAACAUUGUACCCAUCAUCAUGACCAGAUCUACAAGUUGGUUCCCAUGCUUCGUACCGGUAGAGAUCCUAGGCAGCAUCCAUCGAUUAUGUUUUAA
Molecule: messenger RNA, 762 nt
Organism: Megalopta genalis
Lineage: Eukaryota; Metazoa; Arthropoda; Insecta; Hymenoptera; Halictidae
Product: odorant receptor 4-like
Biological process (GO): sensory perception of smell; detection of chemical stimulus involved in sensory perception of smell
Cellular component (GO): plasma membrane
Molecular function (GO): olfactory receptor activity; odorant binding
Source: RefSeq, a predicted model, not a curated record